AAGGCAUUCGAAUUUGAAAAGAGGGUUUCUAAAAAAAAUUAAAGAAAAAAAAGUUCAAAGAGAAGAGAGAGGGAAAGAAGAUGGAAAUGAACGAAGUUGGUGAGAAUUUAUGGUUAGGGUUUCCCUUCUGGCGGGCGGCUCGCCGGAGAUUCGGGCUUGGUGAUUCUUUUUUCGCGUCUGGGAACAUUGAGCGUGAGCUUCUUGCCAAACAGGUUGCAUUAGAUCUAACUGAAGAUGAAAGAUAUCAGAUCCACCAAAUGGAAGAUGCAUGUAACAACAAUGUUUUCUGUCCUAUUGUGGGUUGUGCCACCAAGUUGAAAUGCUUGGAGGACUUCGAGGAUCACUACUACGCACGUCAUACUGCCUCUUGUUCUGUGUGCUCAAGAGUUUACCCGACAUCUCUUUUACUUAGUAUUCACAUCUCUGAAGCUCAUGAUUCCUUCUUUCAAGCGAAAGUCGCACGUGGUUUUCCAAUGUAUGAAUGUUUGGUAGAAGGCUGUGGAAUGAAAUUGAAGAGCUAUAAAAGUCGGCAACAACAUCUAGUGGACAAGCACAAAUUCCCGGCUUCAUUUGAAUUUUUCAAGAAGGCACACCCAUCCAAGCGACAUCGGCUGAAACAUCAGCAUAAGCAAGCUGGCCAAAGGAGGGAGGAAAUGAAGGAGAGAGUCAUGGAUGUUGAACAACAGGCUCUCAUGCAGACGCAUCAAGAUGGAGAAAUAAAAGAUACUGAAAUGGUUGAUGAAGAGAAGAUGAAUGAUCUUGUUUCAGCUGUCUCCAAGUUAAGCACAUCGGAUUCAAGCCCAACAUCCAUUAGAUUCGGUCAUCGUCAUUCCCGUGGUAUCACUUUCCUCCCCCGGUCAGUUCAACAGAACACAAACCGGCCAUCUCAAUCAACUAAGAAGAGGUAGCAGUCCCUUAAGACUUGGGAACCAUGUGUGGCCAGCUAAUGGUGAUGAUGAUUGAUAUUAGUGCUCUUGCCAGAAUGAAAUGUUGUAACCUUGUAUUGUGACUUGUUUCUUGUGAAAUGCUGUGUUAGAUGGCUACAUUUGCAAACAGCACUUUCGUAGCUGACAAUGGAGAGGUUUUUGGAAAAGAUUAUAAAUACUAUCGGCUUAAG
This is a messenger RNA of Dioscorea cayenensis subsp. rotundata (Guinea yam), 1117 nucleotides long. RefSeq names its product zinc finger protein 511. The record is from RefSeq and is a predicted model, not a curated record. NCBI's taxonomy places the organism in Eukaryota, Viridiplantae, Streptophyta, Magnoliopsida, Dioscoreales, Dioscoreaceae. The coding region runs from base 81 to 908 and encodes 275 amino acids. The transcript has 4 exons.